CCUUUGUCUGAGUAAACAUAGAAAUACCCGGCUGCUGUGAAACGAGCAGUCUCCCUUUUUCUCCGCCGGGGCUCAGCCUUCUCUCCGCCCUUAGCAACCGCGCCUGGCAACGUCGCGUCGCUGGGUUGGGCGGAGUCAGCCGGCAUCAUUCGACCCGCCCUUUCGGCCGUUUGCUCGGGUUGGUUUUCUACGCGAGGCCGAGGCUAUGCGGCCUAGUCCGACGGGGGGAUGCUGAAGGUGAAGAUACUCUUCGUUGGCCCCAGCGAGGCUGGAAAGUCUGUCUUGGCAAACUUCUUGUCAGAGAGCACCGAAGGCAUUGGUAGUUACCUCCCUACACAUGCAGUAAGGAUCCUAGAAUACGAGAUGCCAAAUUUCGGUGGAAAUGGCAAAGGAGCAGGGUGUCGGUUUGAACUGUGGGAUUGUGGCGGAGAUCAAAAAUUUGAGACUUGCUGGCCAGCACUGAUGAAAGAUUCCCAUGGGGUCGUCAUUGUUUUCAACCAAGACUCGCCCACCCAUUUGAAGGAGAUUGAAAUGUGGCACUCCUGUUUUGUGCAACAACAGCAGCUGCUGGACAGCCAGUGCCUGCUCAUUUCGCAUCACAAGCCAGGCAGUGCAAUGGACCCGGAGAAUCUCACCUUGCCUCCACCGCUGAACAAGCUGCAGGUGGUCCACUCUAGCCUUGAAGAAGAACCGGAAGAUGUCCGGAUGGAAUUUGUGAAGUACCUCAAGGGCAUCACCAAGUUGGUGAAUGAGAACCGAGACAGAGAGGAGAUGCUGCUGAUCACUUAAAAGCACGAGGAACGCUGCUGCAAAGAAAAUAAAAGAAAUACUCAUUUAAACACACACAUACACAUACACUCCUGGUCUUUUGCUUUCUACCUAACCCAUUUAUUUAUUUUUUAAAAAGGAAUUUGGAUUCCCCAGGUUUACACUUAAAGAAGCAGUUUUACAGCAGUGGAAGUGGUAUGCAUGUGUAGUGUAGUGGUUUGAGUGUCAGAUUAGAUCCUGGGAGACCAGGGUUCCAAGCCCCACUCAGCAUGAAGCUCACUGGGUGACCUUGGGUGACUCUCAGCCUAACCUGCCUCAUAAGGUGGUUAUGGGGAUUCAGUGAGGAGUGGGAGAACUGUGUAUGCCACCUUGAGCUCCUUGGAGAAAAGAGUGGGAUAUAAAUGCAAUAAAUAAAAUAGAAGUUCUUGGCUUAAUCAGGGAUGAGAAACCCUUUUCAGCCCAAUGGCCACAUUCACUUCAAGGGGUCUCAUACCAGUGGCGAGCAGGGACAGAGGCAAAAGUGCGUGGAGCAAUGAAUGUAAAUUUUAACUUUGUACAGGAGGCUGGUCUAUAAACACACAUAUGCCCUUUGCCUGCAUGUCUUAUCAGCCCAAGGACACAUUCUAGCGCCCAACAAAAACAUGGAGGGUACAAAGCAGGGUUGGUGAGGGUGUAGCUGGGAAGGGGGAGUCACCUGAGGAGAGUCCCAAGGGCUAGACAGAAAAGCUUAAAGGGCCACAUGUGGCCACCAGGUCUGAGGUUCAAAAGACACUCUUUUUUUGUCUUGCUCUUUCAGCUGACUCACACCAGAGCACUGGACCAAGUGCUGUUCGUUUUUUGGUCUCACACUCAUCAGCUAGCUCUCACAAGAGCUUGGGACCAAAAGAUGCUUAUUUUUGUUCUCACACUCUCGCAUAACACAGCUGGCUUGUGCCAGAGUACUGGACCAAAAGACCCUUGUUUUUUGUCUUGUGCGAAACAGUGACUCCCGUGAGAGCUCAGGUCCAAAAAAACAAGCAUUUCAAUUUUGAUCAGUGGGAUGUUGGAGGGGUAUGGGUGACUAACAGGCUAAACUGGCUACACCUUGGUUGGUUUGUUCCUGCAUGAGUGGGUUAUAUCCACCAGCACCUAGCUGGUGCACACCAGUUUAUUAAGUAAAGAAGUAUGGCCUACUACUAAGGGAAAAAGUGGCAGCUGUGCUGCACUGUGGGAAAAGAUGAUUCCAGGAAACCAUGGCCCGUGGAACAUCAAGGGCCUUUUCUUGAGCAAUGGUGGUACACCAGACUGUAAGUCAACUCCCAACUCUUCAAUUCUAUGAUUCCUUCUGCUUACAUCUGUAUUUCCACAAAAAGGGGAAGAACUUGGUAGGUUUUGAAAAUGCCACAUAAGACACAAAGAUCUGUAAUGCACACCAUCACUUCCCCUUUCCCCAAAAAUAGAGCUGAUCUGCAAAUCAUAUGGAUGCCUACCCCUUUGCUGAGCAAUUCCAUAUUUUAUUGAGGGAGCUAAAUUCUAACAAUUUUGGUCCCAGUUCAUGUCCAGCUGCAGCUAAAGUUUGUUCUGGUUUCUUGUUUAUGUCUAUAAAAGUUUUGUAACCAGUUCACACAAUAAAAUUUAAAAUAAAGAGGCACAUUAUAAUGAUUGAUUGUACAACUGCACAGAGCAAGUUAACAGAAGUCUAAAACUUUGGGGCAAUACCUUUAUUAGGCCAACUAUAAUGAGCACCGCAACCCCAGAGUCGUCUGUGACUGGACUUAACGGUCAGGGGUCCCUUUACCUUUAUAAUGUCACAAAAUAGUGCCUAAGCUUUGAGUUCUCAAUAACUCAAUUAAGUCAGCAAUAAGGGAUAGGAAACCUAUCAGAUGGGUCUGCUCUAUCCGCCACCCCCACCCCAUGUUACUCUAAGAGCUUCUAGAUCAGGAGUGGGGAACAUUCUAGGCAACCUUUUGCAGCUCACAUGCCAGGAAUUUGUAAGCCUGGAGGCCAAAAUGGGCACAGCAGCAAAUGUAGGGUUGCCAUAUGUCCAUCCAGCAGGUAUUCAAAUUCAACUAUUUGGGAAUUACAUUCCAUCAUAGGCUUCUCUGGUCCACGCACCGUGCAACGGCGGUGAAUACCAGUUAGAUGUCUAUGCAGGCCAUAAUGCUUUUUUUUCAUAACGAGGUAAUUCACAUAUCCCUUCUGCCCUUAAGGUCUUCAACGCCAAAAUUAUAGCUCAAUUGCUCUAUGGUAUUCCAGUCUGGCUGCCAGAGUUUACCCAGUUGGUAGAAUGAGUGCAGGCAGCUUUCCUCUUCAAGAUUUUUACUGUCCCACACUGUGUACCCUAUGCAGCCUUGUGUCUAGAGCAGGUAUCCCCAAACUUUGGCCCUCCAGAUGUUUUGGACUACAAUUCCCAUCUUCCCCAACCACUGGUCCUGUUAGCUGGGGAUCAUGGGAGUUGUAGGCCAAAACAUCUGGAGGGCCGCAGUUUGGGGAUGCCUGGUCUAGAGGGAGGUCAACACAAGGUAGAGACUGUCGCCUGGGCAAGAUUUCUUCUAUGCUGGUUAAACAUCUGCCUUACAUCAGAUAAAGAUCCUAUCAUCGGCGAAGUUUUGUUAGACCCCUUUCUUUCCCCAGGGCUACAACAGUUUAACAAGAAGGUAUAGCAACUCGGUCUGUCAGUGGAACUUUUGCGAUCGAUGUCCCUACCAUCUGCCAAGGCUAUAAUAAAAACUAGGUUGUGGGAUAUUGAACGCCAGGAACUAACCGUAGCAGCAGAGAAAACAUGUUCCCCUUUUUAUUCUUUUUAUUUUCAACUUUCUUGGGCACAUGAAGCUAACCACAAUUACCUUGAAUUUCUGCUUAACCCUCGAGAAACAAGGGCAUUUUCCCUGGCCAGGUUUAAUUCAAAUCCAUCAAACCUCCUUUGGGGAAGGUUCUUAGGCAGGGUGGAAGGAGAAAUAACUUGCCCAUGUGAAGACCACCUGGUGGAAACCCUUACACAUAUGGUUCUUAAUUGUAAACUAUAUGCUGAUCUCCGUCAGCAUUUUCUAGAUCAACUCUGCAUCCCCAAAUGGAAACCAGAGUUGGAGGUCAUACAUUUUCUAUUACCGGGGAAUGAUCAGGAGCUCACCAAGUUAGUGGCUAAAUAUCUCUAUUUGGUUUUUUUGUUGUCGAAAUACACUGCAGACGUCUGAUCUCCCUGGAGACCUAGAGAUGUGAUGAUAGACUGCUCUGCCUCCUUUCUUUUAGCAAAUGUUUUGUGCCACUGUAGAAGUGGUAAUUCCGUAUUGAUUUGUUUUGGAUGUUUGUAUGUGAUGCCAAUUAAAGGUUUGAUGAUGAUGAUGAUGAUGAUGAUAUGUCCAGGCAGAAAUCACUGAAGGUCUGGGAAAAUCUGUAUGCAUAACAGCCCAUGUC
Zootoca vivipara (common lizard) is the source of this 4161-nucleotide messenger RNA. RefSeq names its product intraflagellar transport 22 (gene IFT22). NCBI's taxonomy places the organism in Eukaryota, Metazoa, Chordata, Lepidosauria, Squamata, Lacertidae. The record is from RefSeq and is a predicted model, not a curated record.